This is a messenger RNA of Paramecium octaurelia, 608 nucleotides long. NCBI's taxonomy places the organism in Eukaryota, Ciliophora, Oligohymenophorea, Peniculida, Parameciidae. The record is from the annotation of a GenBank genome assembly.
AUGUCUGAUCGAUCUAGAACCACAAGUUUUCAAAAAUAGCAGAUCUUAGCAAACAUUCAAAAUAAAUUUUAGAAGAUUGACCCCAGUUUCUAAAUCAAAAACUUUAUUGGGGAAAGCACAAACUUAGUCGGCUAAUAAAUCAAGAAAUGGGAAAAAUAGAGCAGAGAAAGAACAAUUAAAGAGUAGUAGGUCAUGAAAGCAAUCAAAUCUUUGCGUCAUCCUUUGGUCCUUGAAAGUUAUAUAGAAAAACCGAUCUUUAUGGAGUCAACUAAGCCUGAAACACCAUAUGAAGUGGAAGCUCCAUAAUAAUUUUCGUAAAGUCCAAAAAAUGAACAUACAAACGAAUAUCUCAUGAUAAAAUCAACUAAGAAACCUUUGAGUCCACUCAAGUAUUUUAAUGUUAAUUAAGGAAGCUCUUUGAGCAAUAUUCUGAAUUAGUUUAAGAGUAAUUUCAGAAUUCUUCUGAGGAGAUGAAAAAGUUAAUUUAAUAGUAUUCAAAUUCAGAAAAGACUAUAGUCCCUUUGAAACAGAAGACAAAAAAUUGUGAAUAUUUUACACCUAGAUAAAUUUCAGUACCCAAGCGAAAUUUAUAGAAUNGUAAUAUUUGA